AUGCGGGCGCAGUGGCACUUCAUCCUCUGUUUAUUUUUGGCCACUUGGGCUAUUUCUGGCUGUUCUGCUGCCUGGGAAGAAGAGAUGGGGUCUGAUGCUGAUCAUUUUAGAGACAAGGCCAGGAGGGAUCUACUGACUUUGCUCGAAGCCACCCGGAGUAAGAAGAACCUCGUCAUCAGCCAGGAGCUGGCGGGUCCAGUUGGGCUGUUUGUCAAAUUCUCUGUGCUCCAGGAGUAUGGUGUGGACCGGGUCUUUCUGUUGGAAAAUGCAAACAUCGACUCAUCACAACGCAAUGUGGUCUUCCUGGUUCGUGGCGAGAAAGCUCGCCACGUUCGAAUUGUCGUAGAACAAAUAAAGCGGUUGCAGAACAAUGGCAACGUUGAACAUGAAUUCUCUAUCUUCUUCGCCCCGAGGCGAACUCUCGUGAGCAAUGCAGUCCUAGAAGAGGCGGGUAUCAUUGGCGACGUGAACGUCGCCGAAUUACCUCUCUAUUUUAUGCCCCUAGAACAGGAUAUUCUGUCGUUAGAGCUCGAUGAGUCGUUUGGUGAUCUGUACUUGCACAAAGACCCAGGAUGCAUAUUCCAUGCUGCAAAGGCUCUUAUGGGCGUUCAACAGCGACAUGGCUACUUCCCACGCAUUGUGGGGAAAGGCGACAAUGCCCGUCGUCUAGCAGAUCUCUUAUUGCGAAUGCGAAAGGAACUUGAUGCCGAAGAGAGCUCCGGAUUAGCCGACCCAUCUGCACGAGGACUCUUACCAAGUGCAAGUGUAGAGAACUUGAUUAUCAUUGACCGUGACGUGGACUUUGGCACUGCCCUUCUCACGCAGCUCACAUACGAAGGCCUAAUUGACGAAUACGUCGGCAUCAAGAACAACCAAGCAGAUGUUGACACAAGCAUUAUCGGACCUGCACCUACACCCCAGUCUCAAGAGUCAUCCAAGUCACCCCAGCAAGCGAAGCAGGGUUUGAAAAGGAAGAUCCAGCUGGAUAACUCCGACCAACUAUUCAGUCAGCUCCGAGAUGCAAAUUUUGCCAUCGUGGGUGAUAUACUGAACAAGGUGGCACGCCGUCUCGAGAAUGAAUAUGAAAGCCGACAUACCGCCAAAACAACAGUCGAGCUUCGAGAUUUCGUCCAACGCUUACCUACCUACCAGCUGGAACAUCAAAGUCUCCGAACCCACACCAAUCUCGCAGAGGAAAUAAUGCGACUGACCCGCUCCGAAACCUUCCGCAAAACACUAGAAGUUCAGCAGAAUAAUGCAGCAGGCGCCGACUCCACAUACCAACACGAGACAAUCGAAGAACUUAUCGCCCGAGACGUCCCAUUGAAAACCGUCUUACGACUCCUAUGCCUGGAAUCCUGCAUGUCAGGCGGUCUCCGCCCUCGCGACCUAGAGAAUUUCAAAAGACAAGUCGUACAAGCCUAUGGCCACCAACACCUCCUCACAUUCUGGGCCUUAGAGAAAAUGGACCUUCUCCAACCCCGUUCCUCAGCAACAGCCAUGCUCCUUCCAACAUCCGGCGCGCAAGCAGGCACAAAGACGAACUACAGCUACCUCCGCAAGAACCUCCGCCUCGUCAUCGAGGAGGUAAGCGAGAAAGACCCCAGCGAUAUCUCAUACGUAUACAGUGGAUUUGCACCGCUCAGUGUCCGUCUUGUUCAAUGUGUUUUGCAGAAACCGUACAUCCUCUCGCUUAUCAAGGGUGGCUCGCCUGCUGCGUCGCUGAAUUCCGGUAACGCUACCUCGCCUGGCUGGCUUGGUUUCGAGGAUGUUGUUAAAAGUGCUCGUGGGGCUACUUUUAGCAUUGUGCAGAAAGGUGAUGAUAAGGCUGUUAGGGCGCGUCAGACUCUUAGUGGUAAUUCUGCUACUAAGGCUGUCUAUGUUUUCUUCUUGGGUGGUAUUACCUUUACCGAGAUUGCGGCGCUGCGGUUCAUUGCUGCUCAGGAGGCACCGCGGCGGAAGAUUAUCAUCUGUACUACUAGUAUUAUUAGUGGUGAUCGGAUGAUGGAGGCGGCCAUUGAGAAGGGUAGUUUUGCAAAGGCGGAGUAA
Penicillium antarcticum is the source of this 2049-nucleotide messenger RNA. Its product is annotated as Sec1 family protein. Gene Ontology annotation, biological process: vesicle-mediated transport; intracellular protein transport. The record is from RefSeq and is a predicted model, not a curated record. The transcript has 4 exons. Gene Ontology annotation, cellular component: fungal-type vacuole; CORVET complex. Bases 1 to 2049 code for a protein of 682 amino acids. NCBI's taxonomy places the organism in Eukaryota, Fungi, Ascomycota, Eurotiomycetes, Eurotiales, Aspergillaceae.